This is a messenger RNA of Silurus meridionalis, 1713 nucleotides long. RefSeq names its product ubiquitin-conjugating enzyme E2 variant 2 (gene ube2v2). NCBI's taxonomy places the organism in Eukaryota, Metazoa, Chordata, Actinopteri, Siluriformes, Siluridae. Gene Ontology annotation, cellular component: nucleus. The record is from RefSeq and is a predicted model, not a curated record. Bases 81 to 518 code for a protein of 145 amino acids. The transcript is spliced from 4 exons. Gene Ontology annotation, biological process: DNA damage tolerance; protein K63-linked ubiquitination.
UUUAAUGCAGUGGCGGUGACGCGAGCAGCCACGUGACCUGACGUCACGCCGCCGUGCGCUUCUGGAUUUGGCUGAAGAAGAUGGCGGCCUCCUCAGGAGUUAAAGUUCCACGCAAUUUUCGUUUGUUGGAGGAGCUGGAGGAAGGCCAAAAGGGGGUCGGCGAUGGCACGGUGAGCUGGGGCCUGGAGGAUGACGAGGACAUGACCUUAACACGGUGGACGGGAAUGAUUAUUGGACCUGCACGAACUAAUUAUGAAAACAGAAUAUACAGCCUGAAAGUGGAAUGUGGCCCUAAGUAUCCUGAAUCACCACCGACUGUUAGAUUUGUAACAAAAAUUAGCAUGAAUGGAAUAAAUAAUUCCAAUGGGACGGUGGAUGCACGUAGCAUACCAAUUCUAGCAAAAUGGCAAAAUUCAUAUAGCAUUAAAGUCGUUCUUCAAGAGCUAAGGCGUCUAAUGAUGUCCAAAGAGAAUAUGAAGCUUCCUCAACCGCCUGAAGGACAGACGUACAGCAAUUAAUCAUAAAUGAUUGUUUUUGACUAUCUGUCUUAAAAACAUAAAAAAAACUAAAAAAAAAAAAACCCCACCAACAGAAAAACCCCAACUUAGUCUAUUAAUCCUGUGAUCGGAGAUAGAAAAAUAAAAAUAUGAAUUUGUUUACUCUGCACAGGAACAGACUUCAUCGCAAGAGCAAGAUUGGAUGUUUACAAAGUAGUUCUUUGAGAAAAGAGACGGCACGAGUCGAAGUGUGAAAUUCUAUUACGUUCAAUUGCACAAAUGUUGCUCUUCCAGUAAGGUUAUUUAAAGCUUUAUUAUUUCGCUAUAUUUUUCCUCCCCACAUAGCCACAAAAAGGCAGGAUGGAUGUUUUUAUGUUAAUGUAACUUGGCGUUGAAAAAAAGAGAAGAAAAAUUGCCUAUAAAGAUUCCUGUAUGAUAUUGACCGCAUGAUUUAGUUUGGAGGGAAAAAAAAAAACAGCAGCAUAUUAUAUCUGAAUGAUCGACGCCUUCGUGACGAUUACACUAAAGUGUGCCUGUAGUUUAGUAGUAGUAGUAUCACAAACUGAAGGAAGUGGCUGGUUCUUUUUGUGCGUGUGUAUGUGUGUGUGUAUGACAGUAGCCAUUUCAGUGCAUAUUAUUUAAUUAUUAUUAUUUUCUUUUUAUCAAACCAUUCGUUUAACUCUUCUAGAAAAUGUCAGGUACAUUAUUAUAACAUUCAACAUCAUGAAGUGCAUCCGUCUCUUUCUAUCUUCACUGCUGUCCACUGUACACAUUCGCUCAAUGAAAGUCUUGAGGAUUUCGCAUGGCACACCAUCAAGCGGUUUUACAAAAUUUAAUUAACCAUAGUUUCCCGCUUUUUUUUCUUCUUCUCUUCAUUCUAACCAUAACACCACUUCCGUAAGCCCCUGAUAAACUUAUAACUGUAAUCACUUAUCUGCUCGUGAGCCUAAUUUUGAGUAAUCUGGAAGCAAUACACUGAUAUAAAGUAUAGCUAACGUAGUCGUUACUUGUUAAUAAGCUAUAAAAGCUUUUUGUUCAAUCAAACACAAAGAUACACAACAGAGUGUUAACGCCAGUUGUUUUAAUGCAUCUCAAAAACAUUUGGUUCUUUGUUUUUUCCUCUUUUUUAUUUUUUUUUUAUUUUAAAGAUAUAUAUCUGGUUCUGUUGAAUUUGUCACGGGCUGUAUUCAGGAUAAUAAAUAUUGUGGAACACAAA